Molecule: messenger RNA, 2860 nt
Organism: Balaenoptera acutorostrata (minke whale)
Lineage: Eukaryota; Metazoa; Chordata; Mammalia; Artiodactyla; Balaenopteridae
Gene: FIGNL1
Product: fidgetin like 1
Exons: 3
Coding region: 697-2730 (677 amino acids)
Molecular function (GO): ATP hydrolysis activity; ATP binding; microtubule severing ATPase activity
Source: RefSeq, a predicted model, not a curated record
UGGGAGGUGAAUGUUGAGCAAAUAGGAGAGGGUGGAAAGGAAAGAGCAGGGUAUUUGGGGAACAGUGACAAGAACUCUGUCUGAGCCUUUGUAGGAAUCCCAGUUUUGCGGAUGAUAAAAUGGGAUGAAGCCGUGUAGAGGAACAGGAUUUUCAUGGUAACUGGAAAGUUGGUGAUACAUGGUUUCCAAGUUACCUCAUUUGCAAUUUCUCAUUUCUGCUGUUGCAUAAAAGAUUAAAAUAGGGUAAAAUGGAAUAGUGGAAAGAGGGAUGAAUUGUUUGUCAGGAGAUGUCAGUUCUAGUUUUGACUUCAUGGCUUUAAGCAAAUUAGGAUCUCACUAGGUCUUAAGUUUAUUGUUUUCAAAAAUAAUUACAAAGAUUUAUGGACACCUACCUACAAUGUGACAGAUUCUUUGUAGGGUUUAUGGGAGAAACAAAGCUGUAUUAAGCAUGGGUCUUGCACCAAAAAAACUGCUGAUUAUUAGGCUAUAUUUAUAGGUAAUUUGGAAGGUAAAUUUUAGUAUACACGAGUUCUUGGUUUUUACUUUACUUCAAUACCCUUAGGAAGCUUCAAAGUUUUCUUACAAAUUUUUCUUCUGGAUUGGCAGAUAAAACUGAAGGCCCAGCGAUGUGAAGAGGCUUGCAUGAGAUCAUUCAUCUAAUUUUCCUAGGGACGGGGCUUGGCUUGAACCUCUAAAAUGCAGGUCUCUAGCUCCAGGUCUGUACACUUGAGUGAAUGGCAGAAGAAUUACUUUGCAAUUACGUCUGGCACGUGUACAUCAGGAGAGAAGGCAGACGCGUACCGAGCACAGAUUCUCCGCAUUCAGUAUGCGUGGGCAAACUCUGAGAUCUCCCAGGUGUGUGCUGCCAGACUGUUCAGAACAUAUGCAGAGAAAUAUUCUGCAGUUAUUGAUUCUGACAGUGUUGAAACUGGCUUGAAUAACUAUGCAGAAAACAUUUUAACUCUAGCAAGAUCUCGGCAAACUGACAGUGACAAGUGGAAGUCUGGAUUGUCAAUAAAUAAUGUGUUCAAAAUGAGUAAUGUUCAGGAGAUGAUGCACGCUGGCAGAAAAUCCAGAGACUCUCUGUUGGCAUCUGUUGAUGAGUCAGUAGUCAUCCAUAAAGUGGCCGCUGUCUUUGAUCUUCCUAAAUUUAGUGUUUGUGGUGGUUCUGGGGAGAGUGACCCAUUAACUAACUCAGCCCAUGGUGCCGAUAGGACCAAAGACUUCCCAGAGGGCAGUCCUUCUUUGAAGUGCCCUCAGAAUGCCCAGCCACCUCUGGUCACUGACACCACUAAGACGUGUCCUACAGUCUCAGGACCUUUUGGUGAGUCAGCCAUUGCAAAAUUCCAUGCCACACCAUUAUUUGGAAAUGUCAAAAAGGAAAAUUACAACCUCCCGAAAGCCAACAUAGGACUAAAUGUGUUCUCAUCUAAUCAGUCUUGUUUUCCUUCUGGCUUUGAAAAUCCACGGGAAAUGAAAGCUUUUUAUGGUUCUGGCAUCAUUGAUGCACUUUCCACUCCAGUAAUGAAUAAGGCUUUUAGUAAAACAGAAGAUAAUGGCCAAAGAGAGGAGAGCAGCCUGCCUACUUUUAAAACUGCAAAAGAACAGCUAUGGGUAGAUCAGCAGAAAAAGUACCACCAGCCCCAGCGUGCAUCAGGGUCUUCACAUGGUGGUGUCAAAAAGUCUCUGGGAGCUAGUAGAUCCCGAGGGAUAUUUGGAAAGUUUGUUCCCCCCGUACCUAAGCAAGAUGGGGGAGGUCAGGGCGGGGGGACGCAGUAUAAGCCUCAUGGCGCAGGAGCUGCAGACCCAGCACAUCCCGUAGAUGAGCGUCUGAAGAACUUGGAGCCCAGAAUGAUUGAACUCAUCAUGCAUGAGAUUAUGGAUCAGGGACCGCCAGUGAACUGGGACGAUAUCGCGGGAGUGGAAUUUGCCAAAACCACAAUAAAGGAGGUAGUUGUGUGGCCCAUGAUGCGGCCAGACAUCUUCACUGGCUUACGAGGGCCCCCUAAAGGGAUUCUGCUCUUUGGUCCUCCGGGGACCGGUAAAACGCUGAUUGGCAAGUGCAUCGCCAGUCAGUCUGGGGCAACGUUCUUUAGCAUCUCCGCUUCCUCCUUGACUUCUAAGUGGGUGGGCGAGGGGGAGAAAAUGGUCCGGGCGCUGUUUGCUGUUGCACGAUGUCAGCAGCCAGCGGUGAUAUUUAUUGAUGAAAUUGAUUCCCUGCUAUCUCAGCGGGGAGAUGGUGAGCAUGAAUCUUCUAGAAGGAUAAAAACCGAAUUCCUAGUUCAGUUGGAUGGAGCAACCACAUCUUCUGAGGACCGUAUUCUAGUGGUGGGAGCAACCAAUCGGCCGCAGGAGAUUGACGAGGCUGCCCGGAGAAGGUUGGUGAAAAGGCUGUAUAUUCCCCUCCCAGAGGCCUCAGCCAGGAAACAGAUAGUCGUUCAUCUGAUGUCCGAGGAGCGCUGCUGCCUCAGUGAGGAGGAGGUCGACCUGGUGGUGCAGCACUCUGGUGGGUUCUCGGGGGCUGACAUGACGCAGCUCUGCAGGGAGGCGUCUCUGGGUCCUAUUCGCAGUUUACAGGCUGCCGACAUUGCCACGGUAACGCCGGAUCAAGUUCGACCAAUAGCUUACAGUGACUUUGAAGAUGCCUUCAGAACUGUGCGACCUAGUGUGUCUCCAGAAGAUUUAGAGCUUUAUGAAACCUGGAACAGGACUUUCGGUUGUGGAAAGUAAAUGGGACGCUUGAAGUUAAAAGAUGGCAUCUUUGUAGCCCAGUCUUCCCAUUUUUUUAGCAUAGGAGAUUGAUUAAGUGUACAUCAAUGUAUAUUCUGAAUUCUGUACCUCAAAUAAAAUAGAAUAACAA